GUAAAUCCUGGCCCUCGGAAGUAGACUGGACAUCCGGUUCACAGACAACUAUUAUCUGUAGAUAGUGAGUGAGUAAGAAACAAGCCAUGCCUGUCCUGUCAGAAGAUUCAGGUUUGCAUGAGACCCUUGCCCUCCUGACAUCGCAACUAAGACCUGAUUCAAAUCACAAGGAGGAAAUGGUGUUCCUGAGAGACAUAUUUAGCGAGCGAAGUCUCAGCUAUUUAAUGAAGAUUCAUGAAAAGUUGUGCCAUUAUGAACGGCAGAGUCCGGUCCCAGUUCUCCACAGUGCCUCAGCUCUAGCAGAAGAUGUGAUAGAAGAAUUGCAGACGGCCCCAAUGAAUAAUGACGAGAAAGAACUGCUCCAGUUGCUGUCAACUCCUCAUCUCAGGGCGAUGCUGGUUGUACAUGACACUGUUGCCCAGAAGAAUUUUGACCCUGUCCUCCCUCCUUUGCCUGAAAAUAUUGAUGAUGAUUUUGAUGAAGAGUCGGUCAAAAUAGUUCGCCUGGUGAAGAAUAAAGAACCUUUGGGUGCAACAAUCAGGCGGGACGAGCACACGGGAGCUGUGAUUGUGGCACGGAUCAUGAGGGGAGGAGCGGCUGACCGCAGUGGUCUUGUCCAUGUUGGAGAUGAGCUGCGAGAAGUCAAUGGGAUUACGGUGCUUCACAAACGGCCAGAAGAAAUUAGCCAGAUUUUGGCACAAUCGCAGGGAUCAAUAACACUGAAAAUAAUUCCAGCCAUUAAAGAAGAAGACCGACUAAAGGACAGCAAGGUCUUCAUGAGAGCCCUUUUUCCCUACAACCCCAAAGAGGACAAGGCCAUCCCUUGCCAGGAGGCUGGGCUGCCAUUUCAGAAGAGGCAAAUCCUGGAGGUGGUGAGCCAGGAUGACCCAACAUGGUGGCAAGCCAAGCGCGUGGGGGACACGAACCUCAGGGCAGGGUUGAUCCCUUCCAAACAAUUUCAAGAAAGACGUCUGAUGUACAGAAGGACCAUUGGCAUGCUGCAUAACACCAGAAGUGUCACAAAACCACUCUAUGAUCAAUCUUCUGAGAAAGAAGACUGCGAUUGCGAGGGAUACUUCAAUGGACAAUAUAUAGCCGGCUUGAGGCGGAGUUUCCGGCUGAGCCGAAAGGAGAAGCAGAAUGGUCAGAAUGAUGCCAAGCAAGUUGAGCAAACCCAGGCCCCAGAGUUUCUCACAUAUGAAGAAGUCAUCAAAUACCAACAACCGCCAGGAGACAGAAAGAGGCUGGUAGUUUUAAUUGGUUCUUUGGGGUCCCGGUUAAAUGAACUCAAGCAGAAGGUGGUAGCUGAGAAUCCGCAGGAGUAUGGGGUCGCUGUGCCACAUACGACAAGGACCAAGAAGAGUCAUGAAAAGGAGGGUGUGGAGUACAACUUUGUGUCAAAACAAUCCUUUGAAACUGAUGUGCAGCAUAACAAGUUUGUAGAACAUGGGGAAUAUAAGGAAAAUCUCUACGGGACAAGCCUUGAGGCAAUACAGACCGUCAUGUUCAAAAACAAAAUUUGCCUUGUGGAUGUUGUGCCUGAGGCUGUGAAGCACUUGAGGACAGCGGAAUUCAAGCCCUAUGUAGUGUUUGUGAAGCCUCUUGUCUCAGAGAAGAAAAAGAAUGUGCCGACAUCUCUGUCACCAGAUGACAUAUUUGUCCCACUGGAUGAAGAGCAGCAAGAAAUGGUAAAUUCCGCUGCCUUCAUUGAAGAAGAGUACGGGCACCUGAUUGACACUAUCUUGGUGAAGGAGGAUCUCCAUAGUGCUUGCACCCAGUUGAAAACUAUAUUAGAGAAACUAACUACAGAAUCCUUUUGGGUACCUGUCUCUUGGGUUAGGUCAUAGUUCUCUAUGCUGUGCCAAAAAUAUGUUGUAAAUAGAAUGGAUGGAUGACCAAAAGGGAAAAAAAAUCACACUAGCCUAGCUAGUUUCCUCAGAUAAGCAGCAAAAAGGAGCCUUCUUCAUCUAGGUAUAUAUUCCGAUGAAACCUUAUUGCUUAAGAGGAACGGACAGACACUGCAACGGAAUGGAAAGUUCUAGCAGAAUACAAUGCAGAGGCAUGUGCAUCAUUGGACAGUAAUCUUAUUUCAGAUUCCAAGUAUCUGGAGGGAUACAUUUUGCAUGGUUUUGAAUGUGCAAUUUAGGCCAGACCAAGGUUUCUUCCAAGCAGAAGGUUCCCAGUGCAUUCAUAUGGGAAAGGGUGUGCAGUUAUUCUGUCAUUUUUCUCUACAAUGUAUUUUUUUCCUGAUAAGAUAAGAGACAAGUGCUGGAAAAGAUGUGAGAGAAUUACAAAAUAUGGGAAAGCAUGGACAAUGGUUAUUGUUAGUUCCAACUGGAACAGACCCAUUGAAUCAAAUGGAUCUACCUGUGUGUUGACUCCAUUAUUCAUAUAUUGAUUUAUGACCUAGGAGGAGUAGGAUUUGGGCCAGUGUUCUCUGGACCUAGAGGUUAAAGAAAUUUCAUUUUUUACUAUAUCCUAAAUCCCACAUUCUGGGAUUAGUGUUCCCUCCAAAAUAUUUCCCAAGAUAUUUACCUCCAGGGCUCUGGAUUUAAGAAAGUGUCACUACAAAAUUAAAAGCCUCAGCCAGCAUGAGUAAUGGGUAGUAUGGUACCAUGUAUCUGGUGAGUGCUGGGUCUGAGAAGGCCUAUCUAAAUGAUGUGCUAAAUUAAUGUUAUUAUCACACUCAUGAUCAUUGUUAUUAUCAUUAUUAUAUUUAUUUAUAUCCUGGCCUUUCUGGGACUCUGCUGCUUGUAAGAGCUAAAGAUACAGCUAAAGCAUUUGCGACAUUGUAAAUAUCAGCGGCAAUUCCAACAGAACAAUACAAGCCAUGGGUGAGAUGUCAGCUAUUGUCAAAAUGGGAGUUCAUCAGGCCAAUUCCAACAAGAGUCAUGCUGGAGGACCUAGGAAAUGCCUAGGGAGGGCAUUAUUUGUUAGAUGGUACUGAUUCUAUGUACUAUAUAUCAUACAAAAGUUAAAAUAUGAUGAAACAAUAAUAUUAACGGUAGUUUGAAAAGCAAUGAAAAACAAUAAUGAAAAACCACACAGCAUACUUAAGACUCUUCCCCUCUGAGCAGCCAAC
This is a messenger RNA of Anolis sagrei ordinatus, 3082 nucleotides long. NCBI's taxonomy places the organism in Eukaryota, Metazoa, Chordata, Lepidosauria, Squamata, Anolidae. The record is from RefSeq and is a predicted model, not a curated record.